Messenger RNA from Pyricularia grisea, 873 nucleotides. RefSeq lists its product as uncharacterized. The record is from RefSeq and is a predicted model, not a curated record. Bases 1 to 873 code for a protein of 290 amino acids. Gene Ontology annotation, biological process: nucleoside metabolic process. Gene Ontology annotation, molecular function: catalytic activity. The transcript has 3 exons. NCBI's taxonomy places the organism in Eukaryota, Fungi, Ascomycota, Sordariomycetes, Magnaporthales, Pyriculariaceae.
AUGCAUCCCCAGCUUGACCCUACAAUCUACACCGUGUUUCGUGCCGGCGAAUGCUUCGGCCAAAACAUAAUAAUCGCAACUCUUCCCGCCGGCCAAAAGUACGGCACAGGUUCCGCUGCGGCGCUGGCAAAUCAGGUUAAAAAGUUCUUUCCCAAUCUCUGGUUCGGGCUCCUCCUCGGCGUCGCCGCCGGCCUCCCGAACCUCUCCCGCACCCCACUAUGUGAUAUUCGGCUCCGCGACGCACUCCUGGAACUCUCGGAUGGCGAAAGUGCGGGCUUGGUCGCGUAUGACCUCGGGAAAGAAACUACGGAUGGUGGGUUCCAGCCGUUACCCCGCGGACAAGUAAUGGCCACUAUCGAGACAAUAAUCCGGUCGGCCAUCGGCAGCAUUAUGCAAGACGCGCCCGAUGACGCGAAGCUUUGUUUGAAGUUUUAUGAGGCAAUCAAAAACAAAGAGCACGCAGCGGGUACGUUUGCCGACCCAGAUCAGCAACAUGACAAGCUUUACGUGACUGGAAAGGACGGAGUGGAGACGAAAAGGGAAGAGUUGCGAGACACGUACGAUCUGAUCGGCCUGGAAAUGGAGGCGGCUGGUACGAUGAAUCGCAUCCCUGUCGGUGUAUUCCGCGGCGCAUGUGACUAUGGCGACUUGCACAAAAACAAAGACUGGCAGCCGUACGCCGCAGCGAAGGCGGCUGCGUAUGCCAAGGCUGUGUUACGGGAGGUUUCGGCAAGUUCAAGCUCUGCAAGCGACCUAGCUGCGCCGUCCCCUUCUGCGAGCCCCAUGCACUCUGUAUCCGAUGGAUCGGUUACUGGCCGGGACGUGAUGGCUGGGGUAUCAAUGAACGGGAUAAACACUUUCAACUUUUCUUAA